Messenger RNA from Drosophila montana, 792 nucleotides. RefSeq lists its product as uncharacterized. The coding region runs from base 1 to 711 and encodes 236 amino acids. Lineage: Eukaryota; Metazoa; Arthropoda; Insecta; Diptera; Drosophilidae. The transcript is spliced from 2 exons. The record is from RefSeq and is a predicted model, not a curated record.
AUGAAAGUCUUCCUCUGUUUGCUGGCGCUGGGCGCAGUGGCCAAUGCGGGCUACAUUGGCGGUGGCGGUGGCGGCGGCGGCGGCGGUGGACAUGGACAUGGACAUGGCGACUCCGGCCCUGCACCCGAGGUCAAAGUCAUCAAAGUGAUUCAUGAAUCGGCACCUUCUCAGGGUGGCUGGCAAGCAGGCGGCGGCGGCGGCGGCGGAGGCUGGUCAGCAGGAGGUGGCGGCGGCGGCGGUUGGUCAGCAGGAGGAGGCGGCGGCGGCGGUGGCUAUGGUGGCGGGCAAGAGGUCAAGAUUAUCAAGAUUAUCUCACAGCAGUCUUCAGAUGGUGGCUACGGAGCUGGCUCAAGUGGCGGCUGGUCAGCAGGUGGCGGCGGCGGCGGCGGCUCUGGCUGGUCUGCUGGCGGUUCGGGCUCUUCGGGCUGGUCAUCUGGCGGUAGCGAUGCCACCGCAGCUGUCAAAAUCAUCAAAAUCAUCUCGGAAACCAGCUCAGACGCUGGCUCUGGUGAUGCCUCCGGCUGGUCAGCUGGCGGUGCAGGCAGCGGCGGCUGGGCUGCGGGUGGUCCUUCCAGCGGCGGCUGGUCAUCGGGCGCUCCUGCCAGCGAUGGCUGGUCCUCGCAGGGCGGCAGCGGCGGCGGCUGGUCCUCUCAGGGCGGCAACGGCGGCGGCUGGUCCUCGCAGGGCGGCAGCGGCGGCGGCGGCUGGUAAAAAAAGUUUCCACAACUCGUGAUAAGCUCAAAUCUCAUUCUGCCUCAUCUCAUGCUCAUUUCAUUAACUUGUUGUUUUUUG